Molecule: messenger RNA, 2518 nt
Organism: Trichoplusia ni (cabbage looper)
Lineage: Eukaryota; Metazoa; Arthropoda; Insecta; Lepidoptera; Noctuidae
Gene: Kr-h1
Product: Krueppel homolog 1-like
Exons: 2
Coding region: 1124-2164 (346 amino acids)
Biological process (GO): regulation of transcription by RNA polymerase II
Cellular component (GO): nucleus
Molecular function (GO): RNA polymerase II cis-regulatory region sequence-specific DNA binding; DNA-binding transcription factor activity, RNA polymerase II-specific
Source: RefSeq, a predicted model, not a curated record
GCCUGAGGCGGGAGGGAAGGAGAAUUACGCACGCGCACUGUUGCCGAGAGUUCACACGCGCGCUUCGAAACCGCGGUGCGCCUCCACGUGUACGCUAGCGUUGCCCUCUUCGCCCGCGCGCCUCGCCCCGCGCGCGGGUCGGACAUUCCAACCAACCUUCAACAAACGCGCGCCGUCUAUCGUGUGGUAGGUAUAUAAUAUACGUUAUAAUAGCGUUAUGCUUGUGUAACAACUACAAAUACCCGUACACAUACAUUAUGAGUGUGUAUGAAAACAAUUUACUUGCUUAUCCAAAAUAUUGAAUUCUAAUGUGAUAUUCUGAGCAUUCUCAUAUCGGUACUACUUUGCAUGAAUGUCAAAUGUUAUUUUUAAUAUAGAUCUUGGGUUAAUAAACAAAGUGGUUCCUGGUAACACACUUGUACCUACCCACUUAACGGAUGGAUGCAUAAUAAUUGCGUUCAUCGGUCCUUUUAGGUAGGUAUGCUUUCAUGAUUGGGCUCAAAAAAAGGUUAAAAUGAUCUCGAGUCCAAGGUAAAUCCGAUUGUGGUUUAUCUAAAAAUCUUUUAUCCACAUAUAAUAUCAUUUUCUACAAUAUUAAAUAACGAAUUUCCUAGCUUGCCUUGGUACCCUAGCUGUGCCCGGUUUAAGCCCAUACAACACCCUAACUCGAAUUAUGUAGGUGUAUGUUCAAUAUUUUGCGGUCUAAAUAAAGCAGAACACAAAAUACAUUUUGCUCACAAGUAGGAGAUCAAUGGCUAUAUUCAUUUGCUUUAACAGUAAGAAUAAACGUAUAAAAAGCUUACAGGGCUUUUUCAACACAGUGACCUGUAGCGGAAAAUAUAUAAAAGAGGGUGGAGAAAUGGCAAAAUAUAAAAGUAAGGAAAAGCGUUAUUUUAUUGCUCCCGCUCACUCUCGUGUUUCGCAACGCACCGAUAUUCCGCUCCGCCCUGCUCUGAGCCAGGAGCGAACGGCAACUCGACUAACGCCGAAGCGCGCGGCAUUCAGCUGCUGACGGUCGAGUGAGUGUGUCGUUAUAGUUGCUCGCUGUCAGACCUUUGUACACAACCUACGCCAACAUUAACUACGUUGAACCUUGAUAGAAAAAUCAUCAUCAUUGUGUAAUAUGAUAGGUGAGGAGGAACGAGUCCACCAAUGUGGGGAAUGUGGGCUAACAUUGUCUACUCGAAGUGCACUAACAGCACACGCAAGAUCUCAUCGUGCCACCGCAGAUGCACAUCGCUGCGACGUCUGCCACAAAACCUUCGCUGUGCCUGCAAGACUAGUGCGUCAUUAUCGGACCCAUACCGGUGAACGGCCAUUCGAAUGUGAAUAUUGUCACAAGAUGUUUAGUGUCAAGGAGAACCUGCAAGUGCAUCGCCGUAUCCAUACUAAGGAGCGACCUUAUCGAUGUGGUGUGUGUGACGCUGCCUUUGAACACUCCGGAAAACUGCACCGCCACGCUCGCAUACAUACUGGAGAACGGCCCCAUGCCUGUCCCCAUUGCCACAAAACUUUUAUUCAGUCCGGCCAACUGGUGAUUCAUCUACGGACACACACAGGUGAAAAACCAUACCGUUGCCCGGCACCUGGCUGCGGUAAAGGAUUUACUUGUUCAAAACAACUGAAAGUGCACUCACGUACACAUACUGGUGAACGUCCUUACACUUGUGAUAUAUGCUUGCGUGAUUUCGGCUACAAUCAUGUCUUGAAAUUGCACCGUUUUCAACAUUACGGCGAACGAUGCUACCGUUGCACAGUUUGCGAUGGCACAUUUAAUACCAAAAAACAGAUGGAAGCACAUAUAUAUAAGGAACACGGCGCGGAUACACCGCGCACUCAACAGAUGCCUUCUACAGGUUCUUUAGUGGUAAACGGAAAUGUAAUGUGUGAUUUGGUUGAAGCCGCUCUGCAACAGUUACCCCCAACACCUCCCAGUUCGCCGCCGUCCCCGCAAUGCCCCGCCACGCCUUCCGCUUCCACUGCAGCUUCCUUCCCAUCUCCCUCGCCGUCGCCGGCACUUACGGCUUCGGUACAAUACACUCUUGCCCCGUCCUCCUUACCGCCUCGGAAGAGAAAACUUAUUCCUCAACCUGAACCUGAGGUCCCGAUUGUCCGGCACACUUCAGUCAUACAAUUUGCACCUGCAGCCGCAUUGGACUCAUAGUAGGAUAGUCUUUGUAGCAUAGAAGGCUUGACCGAUUAUUACCUAAUAUGGUAUUUUCUUAGCGUAAUUUGAUCCAGGCUUUUUUUCAAUUAAGUGGCUGUAUGUAUGAGAUUGUAUUGUAGUGGUAGUGUAAUGUGACUUGAGUAUGAAUAUGCGAUAGUUAAUUGAAAAACGAUUAUGUGUAUGAUACGGAUUGAUUGUAGAAAUAUUAUAAUUAAGAGUUGAGGAAAAGACUAAACAACCUACUUUUAAGUGCAUUUGUGCCGUUAUUGUUAGCAAAAUAAGUUUUUAUAUUUAUCAUGUAUCUAUGUGUAAGACUAGUAAGAAUAAAGUACAACAUUGUAUUUAUGUGAA